Messenger RNA from Phoenix dactylifera (date palm), 1174 nucleotides. RefSeq names its product syntaxin-61-like. Gene Ontology annotation, biological process: Golgi vesicle transport. Gene Ontology annotation, cellular component: membrane. The record is from RefSeq and is a predicted model, not a curated record. Lineage: Eukaryota; Viridiplantae; Streptophyta; Magnoliopsida; Arecales; Arecaceae.
CGAAGGAAUGAAGCCGAAAAGGCAACGCAAGAGUUUGUCGGGAAGACGUCACAUUUUUCGUACUUCUCCAGGUGGUCAUAACGAUGGGAGUGGGAGGGAAGAAAGAGAGGGUUAAGAAAGAGAGAAUUAAGAGAGGGGUUCAUCAAGCUGGACGAUUGAGGGAGAAGUCGGCAAGGAAGCGAGCCGAUCGUGAUAAUAAGAGAUUAAGAGUUAAGAAAAGGAUGUAACCGUCCUCCCGCGUCCGCUUCCUUUUGCCUUGCGCGCUGCUCUCAGGAGAACAUCAGUGAAAGCAUGAUGACUUCUGCUCAAGAUCCAUUUUAUAUUGUUAAAGAUGAAAUUCAGGAAUCUCAGAUUGAUAAGCUGCACGAUAGUUUCCGCCAAUGGGAAGAGACCCCUUAUAACAGUGGAGAGCAUCUUCAUCUAACUAAACAGCUACUUGCCAACUGCGAAAGCAUUAAAUGGCAGGUAGAUGAACUGGAUAAGGCAAUUGCAGUUGCUGCAAGUGAUCCAGCUUGGUAUGGCCUCGAUGAAGUUGAGCUUGACAAAAGGAGGAGAUGGACAAAUAUUGCUCGUAUUCAGGUGGGUACUGUGAGAAAAGCUCUAGAAGAUGGAAGGAAGAAAAGCAACUCAAUCAACUUGGGUUCCGGUGGGAUGCAUAGGGAGCUUAUGAGGCUUCCAAAUGUUGGUUUUUCUCAAGCAGGAAGAUCAAACAACUAUGCUGCUGAAGACAAUGAUGAUUUUAUAUCUGCAGAAUCAGAUCGACAGAUGCUCCUUAUUAAGCAACAAGAUGAGGAGCUAGAUGAUCUAAGUGUAAGUGUUCAGAGAAUUGGAGAUGUAGGGCUUACUAUAAAUGAAGAGCUUAUUGGACAGGAGAGGAUUUUGGAUGAUAUGAGUGUGGACAUGGAAACUACUUCAAAUCGGCUUGGCUUUGUUCAGAAAAAAGUGGCCAUGGUUAUGAAGAAGGCUGGUGCAAAGGGACAAAUUAUGAUGAUACUGUUCUUGAUAGUUCUUUUUAUUGUUCUUUUUGUUCUGGUUUUCUUUACCUAGGAAGCAAGCGAUAGUUGUGUGAUUAUAUACUUUGUAAAUAACUCUGGGAAAACUUUGUCAAGCUCCUGAACAAACUAUACCUCCAUAAAUAUAUGUCUGGGAUAAAUAACCGAGUUCUGAAGGAUCA